AUGCUUAAUACUGAUGUAUUCGACCACUUGUCCAAAUCAUUGUUUCGAGUUUUUACAAGCGCAGAAAAUUAUAAAUUUCCGUUAAUUGACUCAGAUUUAAGUAACGAUAUAUUGGAAGAAACUUUCCCAAAUCCAUCCUCAAUAUUUAUUUCUACUUGCAAUUUAAAAACACAUUUAUCAUUAUCAUUACCAUCAUUGAAUGGAGUUGAUGGUGGUGAUUCUUUGAAUCUAGAAAGAUUGAAGUCGCCAAUAACUCGUAUCAACAUUUUUGAUUUUGAUGGGACAUUAUUUGCAUCACCCAAGCCUAAUCCAAAAUUAUGGAGUAAAACAUUAAUUGGAGUUUUGUUAAACCAAUUUACAGAUGGCAAAGGUUGGUAUCAAGAUUCAAGAUCUUUGGAUCUAGGUGAGCCUACAGAGUCAAACAAAUGGAAUGAAUGGUGGAAUAAAGGUCUACUAGACAAUGUCAAAGAAUCAAUGAACGAUCCAAAAUGUUUGACGGUUUUUCUAACAGGUCGUUGUUAUGCAGUUUUUAGUGAGACCAUCACUAAAAUGUUGGAGGAUAUAGGAUUACAUUUUGAUGUUUUAGGCUUUAAGCCAAUUCAUAUGGCUCUUGAAUGGAAUCUUGUUUAUAGUCAAAAUAGUGUUAAAAAAUUAGGCAUUGAUUAUUAUAAUUAUAUAAUUAGUCAACCAUGUGAUCUAAAGCCUCCAGCAUCUACAAAAAAAUACAAGUUUCUUUUUAUAGAUAAUCUGCUUAAACAACAUCCAUUAACAGAUUCGAUUCAUAUUUGGGAAGAUAGAUGGGAACAUAUUAAUGCAUUCAAAAAUUUAUUCACCGAAUAUAAAUCACAGAAUAUCAUUAAAGAAGGAAUUGUUCAUGGGGUUGAAAUUCCAGAAUGUUAUUAUGAUCCUCAUAAGGAAUUUAAAAUAGUAAUGGAUAUAAUUAGAGACAACAAUUUAAAAGUUAGUAAUGGUAUUUUAUCUCGUUAUUCCAAAAAAAUAGAUUUAUUUCGCAGAAUUCAAUUUUUGGGAAUUUUUAUAAUACAUGAUCACAUUAAAUUGCUAUUUGAAAACUUCCCUCCACCUAAAAGUAAGGAAUACGAUUGGUCAUAUAGUUAUCCUUUUGUAUUAAUAAAAAAAUGGCCAAGUUCGAAUUAUAUAAAAGACAAUGAUAUUAAUAGCAAAAGAAAAAAGAUUGUCACAAUGCGAAUUACUGCCAUGGCAAUUGUUUGGAAACAACAUUACUGUCUGAAAGUUGAAAUGGUAGAACCAAACGGACAAUCAAAGUUGGAAAAUGGGUUUUCUCAUAGUGAAUUAUAUAGUGAUUAUGAAAGACAGCAAAUAACUAUUCAAGGUGUUGUUGGGGCAAAAUAUAUUGUUGGCUGCUAG
Messenger RNA from Entrophospora sp. SA101, 1386 nucleotides. NCBI's taxonomy places the organism in Eukaryota, Fungi, Glomeromycota, Glomeromycetes, Entrophosporales, Entrophosporaceae. The record is from the annotation of a GenBank genome assembly.